Messenger RNA from Necator americanus (New World hookworm), 651 nucleotides. RefSeq lists its product as uncharacterized. The transcript is spliced from 5 exons. The record is from RefSeq and is a predicted model, not a curated record. Bases 1 to 651 code for a protein of 216 amino acids. Lineage: Eukaryota; Metazoa; Nematoda; Chromadorea; Rhabditida; Ancylostomatidae.
AUGCUAAUGGAUGGAGAGGACGUGAUGAUGAUUUCUGUGGAGGAAACACCAGGCACUUCCAACGAUGAACCUCAUGAAACAUCGGUGUCACCUCGUCGGUCAAGCGAUUUACAUCGUUCGGAAGAUGAGUUUGGCAUGGAUCAACCAUCAACAUCCGAGCUAAAACUAACCAUGCAGCCUACACGCUAUCCUGAUGCAUACCUACAGGAGAUUUUGCUUUCGUCACCGGCUCAUCUAUUCUCCUGUGGACUUCUUCCACCAGAGCAUCUUACUGCGUCAUGGGAACAAUGGUUGUGCUACCUUGCUUCAUCACUUACACCACACCAAUGGCAGAGUUACUGGGCUGCACAUGCAGCAGUUUUUGGACUGGGAGCGCUGCCUGUUCAUCUGUGCUCGUUCUUUAACCGACCCAUGGUGCGGGACGAAGUUGUGGAUCGACGUCAUCUAGAGUACGUUCGGUACUACACUGAUCUAAGCGCAUACUGUUGGAAUUACUCACCCGCCAUGGGGAAUGCAGCCACAACGCAAUCGCAAAGUCGCAAAGACUAUUAUCAAGGAUCGACAGGCAUGGCCACCGUCUACUCGAACGGAAGAGCCGCGGCCGCCGCAUCGGAGAGGAGUGAGUGGUCGCCUGUCUGCAUGCUUCCUUAG